CGUCCCUGGGCAAUAAUCGCUGUUGGGUCUCUCUCCCCGCUCCGAAACAGCUUACACCUUGCUCACCUGUCGCUGCUUGUGGCCGGCAGCAGAGACGUUCCAGAGAGGUUCCCGGCGACGAUCCUUUUGCUUAGACUCCUUUCAAGAGUGCAAAAUGGUUUCGGUUGCCCAGCUGGUGGUGGUGCUCGAGAACUCGGGGAUUAUGAGCUUCCACUUCCGGGAGUUGUGUAGCUUAUAUAUAGAGCCGCUCUUGCUCCGUUUCCAGGAAAGUGCUGAAGAUCGCAAUGCAGCCAACCCUUUGGGCCCAAGGUCGGCUGUCCAGUUCGGAUUGGUCGUCUACGCCGACUCACCAACAGCGUCACCCAUACCAACUCAGAAGAUGUGCAUCUCGAAUGACCCCCGCGCUAUAAUCCGGGCUAUAUAUAACGUGCGAUAUUCUCACGGCGGCUUGUCAGGGAAUGCGCUUACGGACGGGCUAGUGGGGGCGCUGGAGAUGUUUUACGACAUGACUCCGGAAUAUCGGGGUCAGGCAGCCACAUUUCAACGACAUUGUCUCCUCGUGGCGUCUACGCCCGCGAACGAUAGACAAUCAUCGAUGCCUGUGGAGCCGAAAUACGAUGAUUUCCAUCUGAAUCAAGUCAUAGAAGUGCUGAGAUCGGAAAAUGUUCGGUUUUCGUUGAUAACGGGCCGGAAAGGCGUGCUUGAGACUCUACCCCCUAAGAUCAACGUCGACUCUGCGACCCCCGUGUCCGAAUUCAGCUACCCCAAGUACCAAAGGCAGCAUACGGUUCUUCUGGCGGGGCUUCACAUAAACGCUCCGAACGCUGCCGCCGAGCAAGCUCGCAAGCGCAUAGCAUCCAUGGAAUGGCAGCAAGGGCCAAGCUCCGCUUCCGGUAACGACAGCGACGCGAUUGCGUUAGAUAGCCCUUUGAAGCGACCGAAAAUGGAGACAUUUCCGGAUCCGUCCAAGUUGGCAUUAGCCACAAGCGAUCUUAAUGCGAGACCUGUCACGUCGACUAGUGACAUCGUUGCGGCUCAAAGCGAGGACAAUACAAACAUUCCGAAUACAACGGCGGAGGUGAAGGACACGGCACCUUCCCACAAUGCUGCACCUUCAUCUUCGGUCACCGCCAAUGCUGGCAAAAGCUCAGAAGCAACGGGUGUACAGCCUAGCUCCAUGAGGCCGGAGGCGAGAGUUUCGGAAUUGUCGACGCUACAAGCCACUGCUGAGAAGGUUGAUGGCUCAGAACCCACGAUUGUUCAGGAUGUAUCUCCUGUCGCAGCUGUUGUGGCCUCUUCAGGAUCGACUCCUCCAGCUAGUAGCGGCGCUGUCGGACCUAUGACACGAGACCUGCCCAUCGCAUCAACAGCGCCAAUCACUACCUCUACUCAAGGGAUGCCGAUAUCGUCAGCACCGAAUACGACGCUACCUCAGCAGUUGCCCAGAUCGGCCGCAACAUCAGUGCCUACCGUCGCGGGUGCCGUUUCCGCCGCACCACCUGGCAUAGAAGUAGCACCUGCAAGCGGCGCGGCAAUCCCAGUCCCCCCACAGAACCCGCCGAACCCAACUGCGGUCAUUAUAGCAAACUUACAACGCGCAGUCGGCCAACAUCCCGCCUUACGUGCUCUCCCAUUGCAUCAGCAGAGAGCAUGGAUACAAGGGCAACUGAUCCGACAUCAGCAGGCUCAACAACAACAAUUACUGCAGCAGCAACAACAGCAGGCAGCACAGCAGCAGCAGCCACAAAUACAGACACAGACGCAAACCCCGCAAUCAGUAGCGCAGCAGCAACAGCAGCAGCAGUGCGCCAAUUCGCAACCAACGAACGACAGCACGAAUGGCCCACUGACCAUCAACAGUGCGAUAGGCUUGCAGCAGGCGGCUGCGAGUCCCCAGCCAAGUCUUCAACAGCAGCGCGGCGUGGCAAUGACUUUACAACAACAACAACUGGCGCAGCUACGCCGGGCGCAGCAGCAACAACUGGCUCAGCAGGUCGCCAGUCAAGCCGCCGCUCAGCAGAUUAUUGGAUCGCAACCGCCGCAGGCUGUAAUCACGCAGCAGGCGACUGCCCAACCGAACGGGCCCAAUGCCGAUCUGGUCCUUCGGCAACAGCAAUUGCUAGCCCAGCGACAGCAACAACAACAGCAGCAGCAGGCACAGGGUCAGCAGCUACAGCAACAACGACCGGUUGGCACUCCCCUUCAACGCCCUCCCACAGGGCAACUUCUCGCACAACAGCAGCAGAUACAGCAGAUUGGCGGGCAGCAGCGACCAGCAGGUGUGUUGACACCUCAGCAGCAGCAAUUGCAGAUUGUGCAGCAACGACAACUCGCCGCAGCGCAAUUCGCACAAAGGCAGCAGCAACAAGCCGCCGCGCAAAUCGGCCGCCCAGGUGGGCCUGCACAACCCGCUCUAUCACAGGGUCAAGCCCAGCAAGUACAACCGCAGCCAGGGAACGUUGUACAGCAUCAGCCCUCAGUACGUCCGAUGAACCUCUCGCAGCUCACGCCAAUCCAACAGCAGCAGGUGCAGCGCCUUCUCAAUAUGCAAAGUACUGGGCAGCUAUCGGCGCAGCAAGUGCAACAAUGGAUGCAGAUGAACCUCAUGCAAGGGCAAGUGCAGCAGCAAAGGCCACCGCAGAACCCGGCCAACCAGGCCUUUUUGAUGGCGCAACAACCACAACAUGCAGGCGUGCGUCCGGCCACCGCUAUUCAGCAUCGCCCGCAAGCGGUGCCACCCACGACUACGCGGUUUGGAGUGCAGGCGCUACAUCAGCUGCAGCAGCAGAAUCAGGAGCACAUUGCGCGCAAUCAGGCUGCUUUGGGGCCCUCGCAGCAAUCGCGAAACUCCCCAUCGGUGAACACCUCUGCUAUUCCUGGGAGUCAAGUGGGGCAGAUGCAGGGUAUGGGUGGGCAAUCGGCGGACCUGAAUGCGCAGAAUCAAGCUGCUGUCCGCCAACAGAUGUUGCAGGCGCAACAGACGGCUGCCAUGGCAGCUGCUGCAGCAGGUGCUGCGCCCGGUCAAGGGCAAAUCCAACAACAGCAACAACAGCAGCAGCAACGAUUUGCUCAAGCGAACAUGCAGACGAUGGACGGCAGGAACCCGCAAAUGAUGAAUCAGGGCAUCCAGCAACAAGGUCCGACUUCGUGGACUGGAAAUGUGACCCUCAAUGUUCCGCAACAAAGGUUGAGCUGCGUUGUCAACAUUGGGCAAGCUAAGAUUGCGAAUGCACCUACUUUGCCGGAAGACACGCGAUUCGACUUGUGGCCGCAGGAACUCGUGAUCCAGCAUGUCUUUGACUGCCCGCAAGCGCUCGUCCCGAACCUACUCAAAGACCACAUGCUACCCGUUGUAGCACUGAAACUCCUGCCGAGUGGGACGAUGCAAGAUCAACAAACCCAACGUCGGAUCUACGAUGCCACUGCAACCUUCUUGCGUGCUCGUGAUGCUUGCGGGAUCGUGCGGUUCGGCGGGCCGCAGGACCAGAAAGGGAUAUUGCUCUUUACGCGGGACGCGACGCAGAAUCCGAACAUGGCUGGCGGACAGACGACGACCCAUUUGUAUGGCCUGAUUUUCGUGAAAGUUCCGUUGAGCUCGCUGAUCGAGUAUAUGAAGAAGAUGAGUGUGCCGCAAGCUCCCGAUGGUGGCCAGCAGCAGCAACAGCAGCUUUCUCAGCAAUCGCAGCAGCCGCCACCAUCGCAACAACAACAGCAGCAAAUUAAUAGCCAGAUGGCGUUGCAAGCGAUGGCUGGACAACAGCCACAGCAACAAGGGAACCAUUUGCAAGCUCAACAACAGGCGGCCAUGGCUCAGAGAAUGCAACAGAUGCAGCAACAGAAGAAUCAGCAGCAACAGGCACAACCGCAGCAAGCGCAAGCGCAACCUCAGCAACAACAGAUGCUCAUGCAUCAGGCGCAAGCCCAACAGCGGCUUGCCCAACAACACGCCCAAACCUCUGCACAACAACUCGCACAAUUCCAACAACUACCUCCGCACCAGCAGCAGCAGAUAAUGCAGCAGCAGCAGCAGCAGCAGCAGCGCGCAGCCAUGGCCGCGGCAGCCGCAAACCAAGCCGGUGGCGGUGGACCCAACGUCCUAAGCGGCCCCGUUCGUCCCGGCGUCGCCAAUCCGAACGGCACUCCCCAACAACAACAAAUCCUUCUACAGCAACAGCAACAGCACCAAGCCAACGCCGUCGGCAACAAUAACAACCCCGAGAACAUCACGCAGAAGAUCACGGCGAUGCCCGUCGGUCAGUUUAUGCAGAUCCUGAAGAGCAUGGCGGUACCGCAACUCCAGAACCUGGGUCGGAUGGCGGGGCUACCGGAAACCCAUCGCGCCGCGAUUAUGGCGGUUAUGGCCGGUCGGAUGGGGCAGCAGCAACAACAGCAACAGCAGCAGCAGCCUUGAAGGAUUUACCUCAGCUGUGUGAGGGAGAUGCGGAAGGGAAGAGGCAUUUUGUGGAUAGCUCUAUUUAUUUUUGUUUUUCGUCAUUUCUGGAGUGUUUGUUUUGAUACCCUGGCAAAGAUGCCAGCACAUGAUGCGAUGUG
Fimicolochytrium jonesii is the source of this 4551-nucleotide messenger RNA. Its product is annotated as mediator complex subunit 25 von Willebrand factor type A-domain-containing protein. Gene Ontology annotation, cellular component: mediator complex; transcription regulator complex. Gene Ontology annotation, biological process: positive regulation of transcription by RNA polymerase II. Lineage: Eukaryota; Fungi; Chytridiomycota; Chytridiomycetes; Spizellomycetales; Powellomycetaceae. The transcript has 7 exons. Bases 155 to 4411 code for a protein of 1418 amino acids. The record is from RefSeq and is a predicted model, not a curated record.